CUUCCUUCUAAUAUUUCAUCUCUUCUGGAGUAGAUGGGAGAGGUCCCCGCGUUAUUCAUCUCUUCUGUACUGGAGUAGUAGAUGGGAUAGUUCCCCGCGUUAUUCAUCUCUUCUAUACUGGAGUAGUAGAUGGGAGAGGUCCCUGCAUUACUCAUCUCUUCUCUACUGGAGUAGAUGAGAGAGGUCCCCGCAUUACUCAUCUCUUCUCUACUGGAGGAGAUGGGAGAGGUCCCCGCGUUAUUCAUCUCUUCUCUACUGGAGUAGAUGGGGGAGGUCCCCGCAUUAUUCAUCUCUUCUGUACUGGAGGAGAUGGGAGAGGUCCCCACGUUAUUCAUCUCUUCUCUACUGGAGGAGAUGGGAGAGGUCCCCGCAUUACUCAUCUCUUCUCUACUGGAGGAGAUGGGAGAGGUCCCCGCAUUAUUCAUCUCUUCUCUACUGGAAUGGGAGAGGUCCCCGCGUUAUUCAUCUCUUCUCUACUGGAGGAGAUGGGGGAGGUCCCCGCGUUAUUCAUCUCUUCUGUACUGGAGUAGAUGAGAGAGGUCCCCGUGUUAUUCAUCUCUUCUCUACUGGAGUAGAUGAGAGAGGUCCCCGUGUUAUUCAUCUCUUCUGUACUGGAAUAGAUGAGAGAGGUCCCCGCAUUAUUCAUCUCUUCUCUACUGGAGUAGAUGAGAGAGGUCCCCGUGUUAUUCAUCUCUUCUGUACUGGAGGAGAUGGGAGAGGUCCCCGUGUUACUCAUCUCUUCUCUACUGGAGGAGAUGGGAGAGGUCCCCGCGUUAUUCAUCUCUUCUGUACUGGAGUAGAUGAGAGAGGUCCCCGUGUUAUUCAUCUCUUCUGUACUGGAGUAGAUGAGAGAGGUCCCCGUGUUACUCAUCUCUUCUGUACUGGAGUAGAUGGGAGAGGUCCCUGCAUUAUUCAUCUCUACUGGAGUAGAUGGGAGAGGUCCCCGCGUUAUUCAUCUCUUCUCUACUGGAGGAGAUGGGAGAGGUCCCCGCGUUAUUCAUCUCUUCUCUAUUGGAGUAGAUGGGAGAGGUCCCCGCAUUACUCAUCUCUUCUCUACUGGAGGAGAUGGGAGAGGUCCCCGCAUUAUUCAUCUCUUCUCUACUGGAGUAGAUGAGAGAGGUCCCCGCAUUACUCAUCUCUUCUCUACUGGAGGAGAUGGGAGAGGUCCCCGCAUUAUUCAUCUCUUCUCUAUUGGAGUAGAUGGGGGAGGUCCCCGCAUUAUUCAUCUCUUCUCUACUGGAGUAGAUGAGAAAGGUCCCCGCAUUAUUCAUCUCUUCUGUACUGGAGUAGAUGGGGGAGGUCCCCGCAUUAUUCAUCUCUUCUCUACUGGAGUAGAUGGGGGAGGUCCUCGCGUUAUUCAUCUCUUCUGUACUGAAGUAGAUGAAAGAGGUCCCCAUGUUAUUCAUCUCAUCUGUACUGGAGUAGAUGAGAGAGGUCCCUGCGUUAUUCAUCUCUUCUCUACGGAAUACUUAGGUAGAUGGGAGAGGGUCAUUAUCUUCAUAAUACUAGGAUAAAAACUUUUUUGAAGAAUAUUAAUUAUGAAUGGCCAGGUAUCAAACAAUCAAUAUAAGAUUGUAAGAGUUUUGGGGUGGAUCCACAAUUGAUCUUCUCUCCCAGACUUUUCAAUGAAUGUUACCUCCCCUCACUUCUUCAG
Ostrea edulis (European flat oyster) is the source of this 1654-nucleotide messenger RNA. RefSeq lists its product as uncharacterized. The record is from RefSeq and is a predicted model, not a curated record. Lineage: Eukaryota; Metazoa; Mollusca; Bivalvia; Ostreida; Ostreidae. The transcript has 2 exons. The coding region runs from base 891 to 1514 and encodes 207 amino acids.